This is a messenger RNA of Heterobilharzia americana, 996 nucleotides long. Lineage: Eukaryota; Metazoa; Platyhelminthes; Trematoda; Strigeidida; Schistosomatidae. The record is from the annotation of a GenBank genome assembly.
AUGCAUCAUUAUUAUCAUCAUCAUUGUCCUGAGAUGAGGAGGAUGAUGACGUCAAAUGAUUUGAAUCAACACAACGUAAGUGAGUGUAAAAAACCCUCCAAUGGUAAACUACUUCAACACUGGCUGCAAUUACAACAGCAUCCAACAGAGAAAAAGUCCUCUCUCUGCCCUACUACUGAGGAAGGACAAGAUAAUAAACCUGUCUCCUCGGAGAAUAUACCUCCUGUUGAUCGUUAUUCACGAUCACAAGUAAAUAAGUUGGUGUGUAAAGAGUCACAUGGACGGAAAUCACACCACCACCAUCACCAUAAUCAUCAUCAUCAUAGUCACAGUCAUCGAAAAACUAGUGCACAGCGAACAAAUAGUAAUAAUACUAAUCCAAAACAUUCGUCUCAUACUAACACGGAAUCGAAUAGUUGUCGACAGCAUUCUGACGAAGACGAUGAUGAUGAUGACAAUAUGACGACAAGUGCACGUUUGGAUCGCAAAUUAUCAUCAUCAUCGUCGUCAGCAGCAGCAGCAGCAAUGACAAAUGUACAUCAGCAACAAACCUCUCACAUCAACCCCACUACUACGCCAGUUAGUUCAUCUGGUCCUCAAGGCUUAGUGGUUGGCUACUAUCUAUGCGAUGACCCAGUACCGUAUCGGACCGUAUGGACUGGACCACCUACUUCAGGGUCACAUAGUAGUAACAACAAUAAUAACAGCAACAACAACAACCAAUCCUCGUCAUCUUCAUCUGCAUUGUUUGUCGAAGUCAGUGACCAUUCAGAAACUGUGGAUAACUAUCAAACUAAACAACUGACCAGUCAAUCUCUAUUGACACUGGGACAAUUCAAACAAUUGAUUGCUAAAAAAGGUGUUUAUCGUUACUUCUUCAAAAAACCAAAUGAUGAAUUCGGUACAGGUGUAGUUCACGAAGAGUUGACAAAUGACGAUUCAAUUCUACCGUUAUGGGAGGGUAAAGUUGUUGCACGCGUAGAGCGUGCUGAUUGA